Messenger RNA from Psylliodes chrysocephalus, 915 nucleotides. The record is from the annotation of a GenBank genome assembly. Lineage: Eukaryota; Metazoa; Arthropoda; Insecta; Coleoptera; Chrysomelidae.
AUGGACAAAUUUCUAGUAAAAUCAAAUAAGACAAAGAGAAGAGUUGAUGAUGAGGAAAUACAAAAUAUUCCUUCAACGUCUAGUUCUUCUGUUAAAGUUCAGUCAAGUGAAGAAAAUUCUGACAGUAGUCACGAAAGUACUACAAUAAAAAAAAAGAAAAAGGCAUAUAAGCAAAAGUACACUGAUAAAUGGGGAGAAACUGACCCGACAACAAGUGAAUGGCUUGUAAAAUCAAAAAAGCAAAUGAUGUGCAAAGUGUGCAACAAAGAACUUACAGGUGGAAUAACUCACAUAAAAAGACAUAGUGCUACACAACUUCAUCUCAGAAAUAUUAAUGCAUCACGAAAAAGCAAAAAAAUAACGGAUAUUAUUGUCCCUGAUAAAACAAGACAAUUAAACCGUAAUAUACAAAUGGGUGAGAUGAAAUUAGUUAUGUUCAUUGCGGAACAUAACUUAUCUUUUCAAACCUUAGAUCAUUUAACAAAAUUAAUUGGUUCAGUUUGUCCUGAUUCUGAAAUUGCAAAAAAAUUAGUAUGUGGGAGAAAGAAAGGUACCAAUAUGUGUCUUAAUAGAACUGGUCCUUUUAACUUAAAGCAAAUAGUGUCAAAUUUGCAAAAUAGUUACUACUCAUUAAUUAUUGAUGAGACUACCGAUAUAAGCACAUUAAAAUGUUUGGCGGUAAUUGCUAGAUACUUCUGGAAGAACACUGUGCACGAUAAUUUUAUAGGACUGAUUGAAGUAAAUCAGUCAACAUCUGAAGCAUUAUUUAAUGCUGUAACAGAAUUGCUUUCAGAGUAUAAAAUACCAUUUAAGAACAUGGUAGGGUUUGCAGCAGAUAACUGCUCAGUAAUGAUGGGUGAUAAGACAGGCGUAAAGGCUCGACUGCAAGAAAAAAUCCGAAUAUUUUUAUAUUAG